Molecule: messenger RNA, 2127 nt
Organism: Glossina fuscipes
Lineage: Eukaryota; Metazoa; Arthropoda; Insecta; Diptera; Glossinidae
Exons: 6
Coding region: 28-2127 (699 amino acids)
Biological process (GO): triglyceride biosynthetic process
Cellular component (GO): plasma membrane
Molecular function (GO): long-chain-alcohol O-fatty-acyltransferase activity; diacylglycerol O-acyltransferase activity
Source: RefSeq, a predicted model, not a curated record
AAAUACAAAAAAAAAAAAACAACAACAAUGGAAAAAAUAUUUAAUAAAUUGAAAUAUUUACUGAAAACGGUCUUAUGUUUCCUAAUAGCUUGCAUGCUACUGCCAAUUAUUAUAUUGUCGUUUGUGGCUGCCCACUAUAGUAAUCAGCUGGUCUAUUAUGUGCUCUCAACUAAAUAUCCGAAUUUACUAAUUUCACAAUCGAAGAAAAUACGCACUCUGAUCGAUACGCCUCGGAACGCUGGCAUAUUUCACUUCCUCUUGCAAAUACGGGGCCCGUGCGAUUUUGACAAGAUUAAGCAGUUCUACGAACAAUAUCUGACAAACGCUCGAGAUAAAGCGGGAUAUUUGAAAUUUCCGAAAUUGCGGCAACAAUUGGUCACGUGCUGGGGACACUACGCUUGGGUGAAGGAUAGCAGUUCCUUCAAUGUGAACAAUCACAUCUUACUGAAUACGGAAGUCUAUCGCGGACGUUCGGUGAAUGAUGGUAAUAUUCAAGAGUUUGUUAGUGAUUUGGCGAGAAAAUAUAUACCUUCCGAUCUUCCACAAUGGCAAGUUAUUGUAAUACCCACGUCAUUGAGGGCGUCCACAUCAACGAGAGAAGCCGAAGGUUCGAGUGAAAACGUUGAGAACGACCACUACUAUAUUCUGGUAAAAAUUCAUCAUUUGAUUAUAGCUGAAGAAGAUGAUUUACAUAUAAGUGAGAUGUUAAUGUUGGAGGACAACUCGGACCAGCUUGUUGUGGAGUUCGGUGACACAUGCCGUCGUAAUUCACGUAAUCAAAAUUUGGCUUACUUUGUACGCAAGCCCCAGCACAUAGAAAAUCUUUUAAGACAUAUCGGACAAUUGAUUGUCAAUAUGUGGCGUAAAUUUAACUACAAUUUUGAAUCGUUAGAAACGCCCGAUGACUGCAAUCGUCUCAAAGUAACUUAUUUAUCUCAAUUGCUAUCCCUUUUACUCUUUAUACUGAUACAAGCGUUAAUUAGUUGGUGGAAAUUGAGAAAGAUCGCGAAGAGAAGAUCUUUCCAAUAUCUAAAGUAUCGAUCGAAUACAUUAACAUUCAAUCAGCUGCUAAUGCAAGAGAUGAAGCGUCGCAAUUUGUCUUGGAAAAUUGCUAAAGACGCGUUACUCACAUCAUGCCAUCCCGUGAAUGUAGUUACCACCUUGGCCACGAUCAUUGUGCAAAUUAAUAUUAAUGGCAUCAUUUUAAUACCGUAUCAUAUCUAUUGUGAAUUAUUUGCAUUGCGCGAACUCAUCUUUAAAGGCCAAACUACACUCACUUCAUCUUAUUGCGGCCGACUGUCCAUAUACGUGCCAUUGGUACUUUACGCUCAAAUUGAAUUUAUAAAAAUUUGUUGGGAAUUAUUCAAGGCUCCAGUUAAUAUCUAUGAAGAAUUAUUCCAAUACACAACACGUGAACCAAAUAUAUUGCAUAUGAAAUCUUAUUCCGGUCGCAAAAUUGUCUCCUUUUCAAAGUCAAUCGACGCUCAGCGUUUAAGGCAACGCGUAUCCUUUAAUAAAGAUUUAAGGGAAUCGGAUUUCACUUUAGCUUGCGUUGCCGGCGCCAUUUACGAUUACUUUAGAACUUAUGCGGAUUCUGCACCGGUUCCACAAACAUUGAAUACUACUUGUCGUACUAUAGCUAAAGGCUACUUUACCGAGAGAUUGGGUGAUAAAGCUGAUAACAUAGGUGGCGUUGUUUUCCUUCAAUUACCUUUAAAAAUUCCCGAUCGCAAACAUGUGCAACAAAUUCAUUCCAUAAUAGAAAAGAUCAGAUCUAAGCAAGUUAUGAUCUAUUUAGCUUCGAUGGGACAAACGAAACAUGACAUGAUUACUGCGUUACUGCCACGGGUUUUAACGAAAAUCUGUAUUAAUUAUUUUUCUUUUAAUUUUCCCGUCACUAUAACCAAAAUACAUGGGGAAAAUUCGGAAUUUCAAACACUUUGGGGUCAACAAGUUGAUGACGUUUUACUAUUCAGACCGCCUCAAUCGAAGACGUGCUUAUCGUUAAAUAUUCAUCGUUUCGGCGAUAAAUAUCGUUUAGCGAUAAUGGCUGAUACUGAACUCGGUCCGGACCAUUCGCAAAUUUCCCGUUCAUUUGAGAAUUACAUGGAAAAUGCUACCCUGUAA